AACCCGUCCAUGUGGGAGUCCUGUAUGGACUACAAUUAACGAUAAAACUACAAACUGAAGACGCUUUCUUAACGUGAAAAUGGACGAAGAACAUACGGCCGGGUACAGGCAGCCCUGUGCUGUGUGUUCAGCGGUGGAUUGGGGAGUUUCAGACGAGGGUCGUUUCUACUGCAGAUCCUGUCACAACGUCAUCGAGAGAACCAGAGAGGUGGUGGAUCCCAACAUCACUCCGGGACACAGCAGGGUCUCCACCAUGGGCCGAGGACCCCGAACCAAGAGAGCCGAGCGCGGCCGUCAGUGGGUGAUCUGCGAGGGUUUCCAGUUCAUCCUGAAGCAGCAGGCCGACGCUCUGCUCAGACUGGGAGUCAAUCCGAGUUUUAAGGAUGAUGUUUUGUGUCAGCUGUGGAGGAUCUACCUGCAGAAGAGUCGACCGUUCACACACAACCCAGUGAGGGCGUCCGUCUUCAGAGUGAGAGGUCCGGACUCGGAGUCGGACAGUGCAGCCGAGACGUCCGUCAUGUCGGCCAGUGAGACGGACGGAGACACGAACCUGUCCACCGCCGGCUCCAACGCAGGAGGCUCCAGUGAUUGGUCGCAGUGUUCGGGCUCGUUGGACACCACUGCGUACCUGUCGUCUCAGAUGAGGAAUUCCCACUGUCUGAUGACCAUGAGGAAGACUCUGGCUCUGAUCCACCUCGCUCUAGUCUGGAUCCACGAGCCGCUGACGCUCAGUGACCUGCUCAGGUUGGUGAAUGAAGGUCACGUCCCGUACUUGAACGCUCACGAAGAACUCCCCGACGAGAUGAAGCUCGAAGGCAAAGACGCUCUCGUCUUCAGAGUUAAGAGAAUCCCGUCACACCAGGCGCUGCAUCAGGAGGCCCAGACUCUGAUCCUGUUCCUGCAGCUUCCUGCUUUUCCUCCAAUCAGCCGACAGAGUCUGCUGCACCCGGCUCUGCUCAGCGUGCGCUACCUGACGGACGCUAAUCUGCCCGACGAGCUCCACCCGUGGGUCUGCCUGCUGAUGGAGCGCGCCAACAUGGCGGAUCAGACGUUGCACACUUUCGACCGCUUGUCUCGUCCCGUCCUGCCGCAGUACGACGUCCAGACCGCCGCCCUCAUCAUCGUCACCAUGAAGCUGGUCUUUGGCCUGGAUGACUACACCGAGUGGGAAUUAUCCAACGAAGCAGCCGAUCAGGACGACACAGGAAACAUGUUUAAUGUGAGGCGGUGGUUCAGACAGACGCAGGCCGCUCUGAUCCGAGCUCAGCGGAGGAGAGAGCGCCACGUCGCCAGGAAACAGUGGACGGCAAAGAAACCUCUGUACACCAACAACACCAACAAAUAUGGCAACAUCAAGAGGAGAAGAAUCGCGGAGCAGGUGCAGAUCUGUUUUGAGAGGCUGUCCUCUCGGCCGGCGGGCGUCGAGCGCGUCCAACCGUCCAGCUUCAGGUUCUGCUGGGGGGACGAGGACGGAGCGGACGGUCCCAGUCUGCACCAGAAGAAGCUGGACGGAGUCCUGACCCUCAAAAACAACAUCUGGACCCCCGUGAACUCGACGUACUGGCACCCUGGGCUCCAAACCUGCAACCCCCGGAGCUGCAUCAGUCAUUACUCGGAGGCGGCGCUGCCUCGGACCUUCGUCUGGCUGCUGCAGCUCUUCUGCUUCAUGCUGGACGUGAAGCCGGCGUGCCUGUACGAGGACGUGCUGAGGGUGGAGAGACGCGUCCUCAGCGGCACAGGACAAAAGAGGACGACGGGGACAGAGAGCGGGAAGAGGACAGAGAGCGGGACGGGGACAGAGAGCGAGACGGGGACAGAGAGCGGGAAGAGGACAGAGAGCGGGACGGGGACAGAGAGCGGGACGGGGACAGAGACACCAGAGGACACAAGAGCAGGACAAGGACAGAGAGUGGGACGGGGGAAGAGAGCGGGACAGGGACAGAGAGCGGGACGGGGACAGAGAGCAGGACGAGGACAGAGAGUGGGACGGGGGAAGAGAGCGGGACAGGGACAGAGAGCGGGACAGGGACAGAGAGCAGGACGAGGACAGGGAGCAGGAAGAAGACAGAGAGCAGGACGCCACAGAGGGGACGGGAAACAAGAUUGA
Messenger RNA from Plectropomus leopardus (leopard coralgrouper), 2107 nucleotides. The record is from RefSeq and is a predicted model, not a curated record. NCBI's taxonomy places the organism in Eukaryota, Metazoa, Chordata, Actinopteri, Perciformes, Serranidae.